Messenger RNA from Penicillium digitatum Pd1, 276 nucleotides. NCBI's taxonomy places the organism in Eukaryota, Fungi, Ascomycota, Eurotiomycetes, Eurotiales, Aspergillaceae. The record is from RefSeq and is a predicted model, not a curated record.
AUGAUUCGACAGUACACGUACCUGGAUUCCUACGAAGUGCUACCGGAGGGAUUUCAGACAUCCCAAGAGAUCUCAAGAAUCCAUGUCGACCAUUGUAUCGAGACCCUUCGUCUUCAUCUCAUAUGUGCAGGGGAUGUGACGCCCGUGCUGUUAAGGUUGAAUGAGUCGAAGCCACUAGGGGCCGAGGCAGAUUUCUCGACACACCACAAAUGUCGCCGAUUCGACAAGUUAACCGAAUGGAUGAAGGAGCACGCUGUGCCUACAGGGAAGUUUUGA